AUGCCCACAGCAGUGACAAUCUUGGCUGGCAUCACGCUGGUUACCGCCUUGACAUAUCAAUCACGUAUCAAUCUCAUCACAAAUACCGCUCACGUCCAAGCUCAACUGGAUAAGGCAAAGGAGAAUGCUGAUUUGAUCACUAUCAAGCAUAAUCAGCCUUUGGUUAGACUUUCCUUGCAACGCCCAACUAGCUCCGUUGAACAAUUUGUAGAUAAUACUAAAGCGUAUUACAAAGGCCGCCUCGUACCUUCAGUCAAAGAAUCCUGGAAUGCGCAGGUUAUAUGUGUUACUUCAGCAAUUAUUCAGUCCAAUUUGCCAGCUAAAAUCGGCCAAUUUGUAGCUACAAAUGUGUUUGGUUGCAAAGAUUAA
Mucor velutinosus is the source of this 369-nucleotide messenger RNA. RefSeq lists its product as uncharacterized. Bases 1 to 369 code for a protein of 122 amino acids. The transcript has 2 exons. The record is from RefSeq and is a predicted model, not a curated record. Lineage: Eukaryota; Fungi; Mucoromycota; Mucoromycetes; Mucorales; Mucoraceae.